Messenger RNA from Folsomia candida, 955 nucleotides. Its product is annotated as L-xylulose reductase. Gene Ontology annotation, biological process: xylulose metabolic process; glucose metabolic process. The coding region runs from base 102 to 869 and encodes 255 amino acids. Lineage: Eukaryota; Metazoa; Arthropoda; Collembola; Entomobryomorpha; Isotomidae. The transcript has 4 exons. The record is from RefSeq and is a predicted model, not a curated record. Gene Ontology annotation, molecular function: carbonyl reductase (NADPH) activity; L-xylulose reductase (NADPH) activity.
UCGCACUAAUCCAGCAUGACCUUCCUCCAAUGCCUAUAUAAAUAGUUGCUUUCUUUUGAUGACAAUGCUCAAACUCGUCUAAGCACCUGCCUUCUGGAACGAUGUUCAAGCAAUAUUUUGAAGGAAAGAGAGUCCUCGUCACUGGUGUUGGCCGAGGAAUUGGACGAAAUAUUGCCAUACGUUUGUCUUCCUAUGGGGCCCAUGUAACGGGGGUAUCAAAAACGCAGGAAUUCCUAGCCUCGUUGAAAUCGGAAUGUCCAGAAAUUGAAAUUAUUGCGGUUGAUCUCGAAGAUUGGGAUGCGACCAGAAAUGCUCUGGAAACUCUGGAACCAUUUGAUUACCUUAUCAAUAACGCGGCCAUUCUUACACCGGGAUUAUUCAUGGAUAUAACUCCGACAAAAUUCAACCAAAUAAUGUCCGUAAACGUCGCAGCAUGCAUUAACGUAGGUCAGGUAGUUGCGCGUGGCAUGGAGAAAGCCAACAUUGCCGGAUCAAUUGUCAAUAUUUCGUCAAUCUGCAGCUCAUCAGCCUACCCGGCAAGCUCGUUGUACUGCUUAUCAAAAGCAACUCUUGACAUGCUCACCAAACUCAUGGCUGUAGAACUAGGGCCCAAAAAAAUUCGUGUAAAUUCUGUAAACCCAGUCGGAAUUUAUACGGACAUGUUGGAGAAAUUUUAUGAAUCACUAGCUAAAGAAGAGGGGGUUGAAGUUGCCGAAUAUUUGGAGAAACUUCAUGCCAGAGUUCCUUUGAAAAGUUUUGAAAUGGAAAUGAACGAUAUUGUGAAUGCCGUGCUAUUCAUGUUGUCUCCAUCAUCGCCACAUAUUCAUGGCGAAAUGUUGUUUGUGGAUGGUGGCAUUCGACACACAUAGUGUGGUCAGCUUAAAUUCAUGCAAUUCGUGAAAUUAUAAAAAAUCGAUGAUUGAAUUAAAUAAAAUGGGCGGGUAUUCAUCGGUGA